Penicillium hordei is the source of this 1554-nucleotide messenger RNA. RefSeq lists its product as uncharacterized. The transcript has a single exon. The coding region runs from base 1 to 1554 and encodes 517 amino acids. Gene Ontology annotation, molecular function: monooxygenase activity. The record is from RefSeq and is a predicted model, not a curated record. Lineage: Eukaryota; Fungi; Ascomycota; Eurotiomycetes; Eurotiales; Aspergillaceae.
AUGACUAUCACCACUCCCAUCCCCAAGCACACCUUUGCGGAUCGUGCGGCUGCCAACAACUUCAACGAUACCCAGAUUCUCAACUCCAACAACCGCGCUGGCGCCGAUAUUCCAGAGAAGUCGGAUGUUGUCAUCGCCGGCGGUGGUAUCCAUGGCUUGAUCUACGCGAUCCACGCUGCCACGUAUCAGCCGGGAACCCUUAAUAUCUCGCUGAUCGAAAAGGCCAGCAAGCCUGGCUACAAGAUCGGCGAGAGCACCCUGCCGCUGUUCUCGUUGUGGUGCAAGAUGCAUGGCCUCACAGCCGAGUAUCUUCUGCGACUCUUCGGUCUCAAGGACGGAUUGGCCUUCUACUUCCUCGACCGCGAGAACCAGGGGGAGUACUCCGACUUCUGCAGUAAUGGCACUCCCGGUCUCUUCCUGAGUGGAUACCAGAUUGAGCGAACCAUUAGCGAGCUCCUCUUCACGCUGCUGGCUCAGCGCAAGGGCGUCAACGUCUACCACGGCCGCCAGGUUGACUUCAACGCCAGUGCCAUCAACGGUGGAUCUGAGUGCAGCAAGAUCUCCAUCAACCCCGGAAAGUUCGACGGAAAGCCGGCUAACAGCAUCAACUCCUCACUAUUGGUUGACGCCACCGGCCGUUUCCGCCAGCUGGCAUCCAAGAAGGCCCCGCUGCACCGCUUCGAGAGCUGGAACUACGAUUCCUUCUGGGGAUACUUUACCGCUCCCGCGGACGAGAGCAACAUCCCUCUCCGUCACUACGAAGGUGACCACACCAACCACCUGUGCUUUCCUGAAGGUUGGGCUUGGGUCAUCAAGCUCCCUUCAUGGGAAGGCAGCUCCACUGCCAGCCUCAUGGACAUGAUCUCGUACUUGCUGGACUGUGCUGAGGCCGGUAUUCCCGGAGAUCAGCUCCCGAGCUCUCAGGAGCUCGCCCGCAUGUUCGACCUCAAGUUCAACUACUUCGUCCAGAAGUACGAAAUCAUCAAGGAAUUCAUGACCAACUUCGACCUCAUUGAGAACCUCUACGGCCCCGGCACCACCUGGUACAUCCGCAAGUCUCUCACCUACCAGUCACCUGUCGUCUCCGGUCCCGGCUGGCUCGCUAUUGGCGACACCUGUGGCUUUACCAACCCGCUGCACUCGCCGGGUAUCACCGCUGCUAUGUCAACCUCGACUUACGCGGCCGAACUUACACACAAGGCUCUAGGCCAGGCCAAGAUCGAGGCCGAUCAUGAGGCCGCUGAGCGCAGCAUCCGCCGCACCCUGGCACCCUAUGACGACUUUGCCCGUCGCCUCAUCCCCUCCCUGAACCAGAUGAACCGCUUCAACUACGUCUGCUUCCGCGAUCCCCGCCUGGAUGUUAAUUGCGGUUCGAUUGAAGUGGUUUGCAUCUGCGGAUUGACUCCUGCACUUGUUGGCCGCUUGGAUCCUCGUGGCCCCCGGUCGAAGAGCCAGGUCCCCCAGGAGGAGUCCAUUGAUGGAGACGGUGUCUGCGGCCUGCCCUGGCGACGUGGUUGCUGCUGGCCUUGGGCAGCGGAGAGUAGAGCAAAGUAG